AUGGCGAAACUUAAAAUCGUUGGUGGGCGCCCUAUAACGAUGGAUGAAGCCAUUGAAUUACGACAAACGGUUUUCGGUUCGGCGGCUAGUCCACCACGCGGUGAAUGGACUCGUACCGGGUUCACAUUCGGACCUGCAAGUCAGGAAUAUCCGUACGGUUUAAGGACACCUCGAAAUGCAACCCGAGGCAUGCAGUCUGUGAUUCAGGCGCACAUCAUCAAGCAGUUUAUAUUCGAUAACAAGCCUCGUGAGAAGUCGGUUCCGCUCGAAGAAUUGCUCAAGCCGAACGAAGCGGAGCAGGCACUUUCUCUCUACACGGCAAUGUCGGAUAUUCUGUGGAACAUCGGAGAGAAACUGAAGGCAAUUGUUGCGUUGCCGGGCGAAGCGUCUCACAUUCCCCACAGUCAUGUCUACUUUCAGGAUAACGUCACCGAGAAGCUGUACUUCUUUGAGUUUACCAAAUUAGAAGAUCUGCAGAUAUUUAUGAAGCGCUAUUUGCCUUACUUCACAGAAAAUCCGGGACCCGGAACCCUUCUUUAUCUGUAUAGCGCUGUUUUGACACGUGGCAUGGAGAACAUGCGAAACGACUUGGAUGCACCGAAGGGGGCCCAUCUUAUGGGACCGCAUGAAGAAGGAUCGCUUAACGUUAUCACGCUGUUGCUGACUGGACGUGCGACGCCAUAUCUGCACAACGGUGUCGUAUAUGUUGGAGAUGAGGAUCAUUAUGCCGUGCCGCAAUUUGGUAUUCUAAGCCGGGGAGGCAUUGGACUUCUAGUGUGGGAAGGAGAGAAUGAAGCGAUGCGCUCCGCAUCCCGCAUGCCGGGAUCUCGGCUCAAAACUCCCGCCACGCCCGUGUGGGUCAGUUGUUGCUGCGGCCAUUAUGGGGUGCUGUUCAACUCGAACCGAGAGCUGUUGCGAAAUUAUCACGCCGAGAAGCGGUUUGAUCUGCAUUACUACACCUGUGCCGGUUGUUACCUUUCAAUGACCGUCGAUAAUCGCGGCCAGGACGAGGGCGGUGGUGAUACCGGUGACCAAGAUGGUGACCGGAAGCGUGAUGACAUGAUUUCCACGCCGCUUGAAAGACUUAUACACACAAAAUGGAUGGACGCCAAGAUGACGUAUCAUGGCGCGUUGCCAGCUUCGUUGAAUUUCUAAAAAAUCACUUCAACUAUGGUGUUAUAUUCCACAAAUUCAUUUGAAUUACAGAGUGUAAGCGAAUUUUUCAAUUCUGCAAUAAGCCUACUGU
Molecule: messenger RNA, 1246 nt
Organism: Anopheles nili
Lineage: Eukaryota; Metazoa; Arthropoda; Insecta; Diptera; Culicidae
Product: inactive ubiquitin carboxyl-terminal hydrolase MINDY-4B
Exons: 5
Coding region: 1-1155 (384 amino acids)
Biological process (GO): protein K48-linked deubiquitination
Molecular function (GO): cysteine-type deubiquitinase activity; K48-linked deubiquitinase activity
Source: RefSeq, a predicted model, not a curated record